Messenger RNA from Alternaria atra, 840 nucleotides. RefSeq lists its product as uncharacterized. NCBI's taxonomy places the organism in Eukaryota, Fungi, Ascomycota, Dothideomycetes, Pleosporales, Pleosporaceae. The record is from RefSeq and is a predicted model, not a curated record. Bases 1 to 840 code for a protein of 279 amino acids. The transcript is spliced from 2 exons.
AUGCAAUACUACACCUUGCUUCUAGCCCUGGCGGCCUUCGGCUCAACUUUUGCGAGACCGACACAACCACAAAUCACCAACACCACAACUUUACCCACUCACUUCGGUCUGGUUGUGUUCCCACACUACCAGGCUCUCGACAUCUUCGGUCCUAUGGACCUUCUCAACACACUCUUCAUGUACUAUCAAAACUCUACCCUCGUGCCGCAGUUCUCAGUCCUCAGCAAGACCAUGGAUCCGGUAACCUCAGCCAUGAUGACUGGAGGCUUUGGUCAAGAGAUCAUGCCAACCACAACCUUCUCAGAUUACUUGGCAAGCCGCGGACAAGGUGUGGCUAAUCACACGGUCGUUGCGAAGAACAAGCGUCAAGGCCAUGGUGAUAUGCACAUGCCUCCUGCGACCGACAAGGGUGAUAUCGACGUUCUCAUCGUCCCUGGCGGUGGUGGUACCCGCAGGAAUAUGACUGAAGAGAUCAAUUUUGUCAAGCAAACUUAUCCAAAACUCAAAUACAUAGUCUCUGUCUGCACCGGCGCAACUAUCCUCUCCCGCGCAGGUAUACUCGACGGCCGUAAAGCAACAACGAACAAGGCAGCCUGGCCAUGGGCUGUCGCGCAGGGUCCUAACGUAGACUGGGUACCGACCGCGCGUUGGGUCGAAGACGGCAACAUCAUCUCAACUAGUGGGGUUUCGGCAGGCAUCGAUGGCAUGUAUGCGUUUGUUAGUAAGGUGUAUGGUGAGGACGUUGCCCAUUUCUUGAGUUUGGGUUUGGAGUACAAUCGUGAGAUAGAUGCUCACCAUGAUCCUUUUGGUAAGAUUUGGGACGUUCCGAAUGCUAGUUAG